Molecule: messenger RNA, 1491 nt
Organism: Salvia hispanica
Lineage: Eukaryota; Viridiplantae; Streptophyta; Magnoliopsida; Lamiales; Lamiaceae
Source: RefSeq, a predicted model, not a curated record
AUGGAGAGUUCAAGAUUGUGUUGCUUUGCUACGCUUAUCUUGAUGAGCUUUUGCAUUGAUUUGUCGAAAAGUGGAAAUGCGAACGUAGGAGUGAUUCUUGAUCUCGAUACGCCUCUUGGGAAGAUGUGCAAGGCUUGCAUGACGAUGGCAGUCGAGGAUAGGAACUCCAACCGCGAUCACAACACCACCGUGAUGAUCGUGCCUCACUUCAGGGACUCGAGGGGCGAUGUCGUUGCUGCAGCUUCUGCUGCUAACAAUUUGGUGAAGAACGCGCGUGUGAUGGCGAUACUCGGGCCACAGAAGUCCACUCAGGCGGACCUCGUGAUGGAUAUUGGCGACAGGGAGAGAGUUCCGGUCAUAUCUCCAGCAACGAGGCCGUCUUCUUCUCAAGUUAAAGCAAUCGCAGCACUACUUAAAGCUUUUGGUUGGAGGGAAGUUGUGAUUGUGUAUGAAAAUACCAAAUUUGGGAGUGGAUUAUUACCACAUUUGACAGCAAAGCUACAAGAAAACAAUGUUGUUGUCUCAAACAUGAGCUGUAUAUCACCUUAUGCUGAUGAUGAUCAAGUUCUUGAUGAACUCUAUGCCUUGAGGGGGAUGCGGACGAGGGUCUUGAUCGUGCACAUGCCUCCAGAUCUCGCGUCUCGCUUCUUCCAAAUGGCGAAAGAAGUUGGGAUGAUGAGUGAAGGGUAUGCUUGGUUGAUUUCUGAUCCGUUAACCAGUUUUCUGAGCUCUGUGGAUUCGGUCGCUAUUGAAGCGAUGCAGGGUGUACUAGGCGUGAAGGCUUACGUUCCACGAUCCGAGAAGUUUAGGCGAUUCGCUAAGAGGCUUCAUGCGGAGAAUCCGGAUAUGGACAGAACAGAACUCAAUGUUUUCGGAUUGUGGGCUUAUGACAGCAUGACAGCCUUAGGACAAGCUAUCGAGCGAGUUAAAGGAAAUUCAUCACUUGCUCGUGUGCUCAGAAACUUUGCCUCGAAAGGGUUGAGUGGCGAUUUUAGCAUAACCAACGGGGAGUUGCAGCCGUCUGCGUUUGAGGUAGUGAAUGUGAUUGGAAAAGUGGACAACACUGUUGGAUUUUGGACUGAGAAAUAUGGGAUUUCAAAGGAUGUGAGGUUGGAUGGUGAUGAGGCGGUUUACUCAACGGAAAAGGAGAAUCUUCGAGGCAUCUUGUGGCCGGGGCAAACGAGCAACGUGCCUAAAGGUUGGGAGAUUCCAGCAAGUGGGAAGAAGUUGAGAGUUGGAGUUCCUGUCAGAAAGGGAUUCAAUGAGUACAUCAAGGUUGAAAGGAAUCAAGAAACUAAUGCUGUUGAAGCAACUGGUUUCUGCAUUGAUGUUUUUGAAGAAGUCAUCAGAUCAUUGCCUUAUCCUGUUCCAUUUGAGUAUAUUCCUUUGGAGACCACGGAUGCAUGGAGUGUCGAAUAUUACGAUGAACUCGUUUAUCAAAUAUAUCUCGAUGUAAGCAAGCGUUGUUUAGUCAUGAUUUUUUUCCGUUGA